AUGGAGUUAAACGUAGACACCUCUGGGGCUGCGGUUGGUCCUAUGAACAAGACAGAAGACCUAAUCGUAUGCUAUUCGCCAACCAUGAUCACCACAAGUGGCAUCUGGCAAGGCGACAACCCUUUGGAUUAUUCGCUUCCUCUCUUCAUCUUGCAGCUCACUCUCGUCGUCAUUACCACCCGCGUUCUUGUCUUCAUCCUCAGACCCUUCCGCCAGCCCAGAGUCAUCUCUGAGAUCCUUGGAGGUGUGUUGUUGGGUCCAUCAGUUCUGGGACGAAGUAGUAAGUUUGCCAACGCAGUGUUCCCAUUGAGGAGCGUGAUGGUUCUAGAGACCAUGGCAAAUGUCGGAUUGCUCUACUUCUUGUUCUUAGUUGGGGUGGAGAUGGACCUCACCGUGAUCAGGCGCACAGGAAAGAAGGCCUUGUUCAUCGCUCUUGCUGGUAUGAUCCUGCCAUUCAUCAUAGGCGCUGCGUUCUCCUUCUUUUUGCUCGAAAUAAAGGAGCAAACCACUGUUAACCAUGUCACCUACCUCCUCUUCCUCGGCGUCGCUCUUUCUGUGACAGCUUUCCCCGUGCUAGCUCGUGUCCUUGCAGAGCUAAAACUCCUCAACACGGAGAUCGGGAGAAUAGCCAUGUCUGCGGCCAUAAUAAAUGACAUAUCUGCAUGGAUCCUGCUUGCCGUGGCCAUUGCUGUGGCCGAGACUGAUGCCGCCUCUUUGGCCUCCCUCUGGGUGAUUGUCUCCACAGCCAUGUAUGUCUUGGUUUGCAUCUUUCUUGUCAGGCCUGCAAUUUCAUGGAUCAUAAGACGAACCCCAGAGGGCGAGAACUUCAAUGAUGUCUAUAUCUGCCUCAUUCUCACCGGGGUCAUGAUCUGCGGAUUCAUCACUGACGCUAUAGGCACCCAUUCCAUCUUCGGUGCCUUCGUCUUUGGUCUUGUAAUACCCAAUGGACCGCUUGGAGCAGCCCUCAUUGAGAAGCUUGAAGAUUUUGUCUCAGGGCUUCUUCUCCCGCUCUUCUUCGCCAUUAGUGGCCUUAGGACCGAUAUUGCCUCCAUCCAUGGGUCUUCCACCUGGGCAGUAUUGAUGGUCAUCAUCGCUUUGGGCUGUGCCGGCAAGGUGUUUGGAACAGCUCUUGUUGCUUUCUUCUACGAUAUGCCAAUCCGAGACGGAAUCGCUCUUGGACUACUAAUGAACGCUAAAGGCUUAGUUGAGAUGAUUGUCCUCAACGUCGGCAAGGACCAGAAGGUUAUAGACGAUCAGUCAUUUGCGCUCAUGGUGGUUGUUGCAGUACUCAUGACAAGCGUCAUCACUCCGGUCGUAACGAUGAUCUAUAAACCGGCGAGACGAUUUGUACCAUACAAGCGUAGGACCAUUCAGAGAUCCAAGCUUGACGGGGAGUUCCGUAUAUUGUCCUGCAUCCACACACCUCGCAAUGUCCCAACCAUGAUCAAUCUCCUUGAAGCUUCUCAUCCCAGUAAGAGAUCACCCAUUUGCGUCUACGCACUCCACCUUGUGGAACUCACAGGACGUGCCUCUGCCAUGCUGAUUGUCCACAACACCCGCAAGACUGGUCAUCCUGCUCUCAAUCGCACCCAGGCACAGUCUGACCACAUCAUCAAUGCUUUCGAAAACUACGAGCAACAUUCAGGCUCUGUCUCCGUCCAGCCCCUCACUGCAAUCUCUCCCUACUCCACCAUGCACGAGGACAUAUGCAACCUGGCUGAAGAUAAACGAGUCGCCUUCAUCAUCCUCCCUUUCCACAAGCAACAAACUGUGGAUGGUGGUAUGGAGGCCAUCAAUCCUGCCUGCCGCAAUGUCAACCAAAAUGUCUUGGCCAAUGCCCCUUGCACCGUCGGCAUUCUUGUUGACCGCGGCCUUGGUGGGGCUUCACGAGCGGCAGCAGGCCAAACCUCCCACCACAUUGCUAUACUCUUCUUUGGUGGACCUGAUGAUAGAGAAGCAUUGGCGUAUGCAUGGAGGAUGUCGGAACACCCCGGCAUUAUCUUGACCGUGAUACGCUUCAUCCCAGGGGAAAAUGCAGUGGAUCCCCUGGUGGAACCCGCCAGCGAUACCCAUGAUAUAAAAAUCCUAACAGUGAUUACAGACAGCGAGAAAGAGAGGCAUCUCGACGAUGAGUACGUAAAUGAAUUCAGGAUGAAGAAUAUGCACAAUGAAUCGAUUACAUACACGGAGAAGAUUUGCAACAAUGGGGAGGAGACGGUGGCCGUAAUACGGUCCAUGGACAACAUGCACGACCUAUACAUUGUUGGGAGAGGACAAGGUAUGGUAUCACCUCUCACCGCUGGUCUCACUGAUUGGAGCGAGUGCCCGGAACUGGGGGCAAUCGGAGACUUGCUGGCAUCGUCGGACUUUGCUUUAACAGUAUCGGUGCUUGUGAUGCAACAAUAUGCGGGAGCGUCACAUCAUAACGAAGGAGCUGGGAUACCAGACAGCCCAGCAACACAAUCUGGUGACUAUUUCCAGCAAAUAAACCGGCGGAUGUUUAGGGGGGGUUAG
Molecule: messenger RNA, 2514 nt
Organism: Nelumbo nucifera (sacred lotus)
Lineage: Eukaryota; Viridiplantae; Streptophyta; Magnoliopsida; Proteales; Nelumbonaceae
Product: cation/H(+) antiporter 15-like
Biological process (GO): regulation of pH; proton transmembrane transport
Cellular component (GO): membrane; endomembrane system
Molecular function (GO): antiporter activity
Source: RefSeq, a predicted model, not a curated record